This is a messenger RNA of Ambispora gerdemannii, 447 nucleotides long. The record is from the annotation of a GenBank genome assembly. NCBI's taxonomy places the organism in Eukaryota, Fungi, Glomeromycota, Glomeromycetes, Archaeosporales, Ambisporaceae.
AUGUUAGAUGUUCGAUGUGUAUACAUCGAAUUCGAUGUUCGAUGUGUCUACCGAACGAAUUCGCUGUGUCUACAUCGAAUUCGAUGUUCGAUGUGUAUACAUCAAAUUCGAUGUGUCUACACCGAAUUCGAUGUGUCUAUAUCGAAUUCGAUGUUCGAUGUUCAAUGUGUAUACAUCGAAUUCGAUGUGUCUACACCGAAUUCGCUGUGUCUACAUCGAAUUCGAUGUUCGAUGUUCAAUGUGUAUACAUCGAAUUCGAUGUGUCUACACCGAAUUCGAUGUGUCUACACCGAAUUCGCUGUGUCUACAUCGAAUUCAAUGUUCGAUGUUCGAUGUGUAUACAUCGAAUUUGAUGUGUAUAUAUCAAAUUCGAUGUGUCUACACCGAAUUCGAUGUGUCUAUAUCGAAUUCGCUGUGUCUACAUCGAAUUCGAUGUUCGAUGUUUGA